CUCAAGUCUAUAGCUUUAAUUGUAAUGGUGGUUGGAAGCUUACUGGAAACGAAUGAGAUUUUGUUAUUUUCGAAGAAAUACCUUAUGAAGGAAACGUUCAGUUUAUUUGCAGUCCUUUUUGAUUUUAUAGGGAGCCUCUUAUCCUUUCCUUAAGGAGCAUGGCUUAUUCCAAAAAAGGCGAAAUGACUGAUGAAGAGAAGGAGCUGCUCAACGUUAUUUCUGAAGGAAAUGUCCAAGAAGCUUCAAGGUUGCUGGGUUGCAAAAGUGUUAACGUCAACUGCUUAGAUGAGCAUGGCAUGACACCUCUAAUGCAUGCUGCAUACAAAGGAAAAGCUGACAUAUGCAGUCUGCUACUUCAGCAUGGAGCUGAUGUAAAUUGCAAUGAACAUGAACAUGGAUAUACUGCUCUUAUGUUCGCUGGACUUUCAGGUAACAAGGAGAUAACACUGAUGAUGCUGGAAGCUGGAGCAGAUACUGAUGCAGUAAACUCAGUGGGAAGGACAGCAGCACAGAUGGCUGCCUUUGUUGGCCAGCAUGACUGUGUAACAAUUAUCAAUAACUUCUUUUCACGAGAUAAGCUGGAUUAUUACACAAAACCACAAGGACUUGAUAAAGAACCAAAACUUCCUACUAAGCUUGCUGGCCCCUUGCACAAAAUCAUGAUGACAACUAACUUGCAUCCUGUCAAGAUUGUAAUGAAGGUAAAGGAGAACCUUUUGCUUGCUGAUGUGGAAUCACUAGAAAAGUGCUACAGAGUCUUGGAGUUGAUUUGCGAGAAGAGCAUGAAACAAAAAGAAAUGAAUGAGGUGCUGGCUGUGAAAAUGCAUUACAUUAGUUGCGUUCUACAAAAGUGCAUUGCUUUCCUGAAGGAACGUGAAGAUAAACUCGAUGGUCUUAUAAAAAGCUUAUUAAAAGGAAGAGACCCAGAUGGCUUUAUGGCAUACCAGGAAAAAUUCAUUCGUGAAUGUAUCAAGAAAUUUCCAUAUUGUGAUGCCACUCUCCUGCAGCAGUUAGUGCGGACUAUUGCUCCUGUAGAGAUAGGUAGUGACCCAACUGCUUUGUCUGUGCUCACUCAAGCUAUCACUGGCCAGGUUGGCUUCAUUGAUGCUGAGUUCUGUACCACUUGUGGUGAAAAGGGAGCGGACAAACGAUGUUCAUCUUGUAAAGCGGUAAUAUAUUGUGGCCAAUCAUGUCAGAAGCAGCACUGGUUUACACAUAAAAAAUUUUGCAAACAACUAAAAGAACAAAUAGAAAAGCAGGAAAAGGAAGGAGCUAAGCUAAAGGAAAAAGAGGAGAAACAUAUUCCAAAAAAAGAGGAAGUCUCAGUAUGUGGCACAGUGACUCAAGAAUCAACUGAAACAUCUAAGACAGAAGAGAAGGUGCCAGAAGUGCAGGAAGAGAAAAACUCUGUAGCUUCUGAAAGUGUACAGACAUGUGAAGAAUGAAACGGUCCUCAGAGGUUUGGCCAAAGUCCAGCUCUUCUUAUAUCAGCGACCUAACGUGUGCCCAGCAAAGCCACAGCACCUGCUGUGUGACGACAGCCGAGCUGGACAUUCCUGUUUAUUCUGGCUACCAGCAGGCUGUCAGAAAGAUUAGCCUGGCAGACUGAGCCUGCACAUGAACUGAACAGCAGCAGGCCAAGUUGUGUAAUCACCGCUGAACGGGAGUAGAUGUAGAAAACACCGGCACCGCGCAACCACAGCUUUUAAGUUAUGUAUCUUUCCCAAAUAUUAAUAAAUAUUUUGUUCACAA
This is a messenger RNA of Erpetoichthys calabaricus (reedfish), 1752 nucleotides long. It is a transcript of the gene ankmy2a, whose product is annotated as ankyrin repeat and MYND domain containing 2a. The transcript has 10 exons. The record is from RefSeq and is a predicted model, not a curated record. Lineage: Eukaryota; Metazoa; Chordata; Cladistia; Polypteriformes; Polypteridae. Bases 159 to 1445 code for a protein of 428 amino acids. Gene Ontology annotation, molecular function: protein binding.